ACCUACUUCCAUUUAUUUCUAUACUUUCAGGCACAAUUGCUCUCUUAUCAAUUUUGACAACUAUGCCUAUUCACUAAUGUAAUCCAGAUCAUUCAGUGUAAUAUUUUCAUGACAUUUUCAUGUUAACUCAGGUUUGCUACAUUCAUCUACACAGCCAUGUCUCUCAUAUGUGCAAUUAGCAAUGAAGUGCCAGAACAUGCAGUCGUAUCACCAGUGUCUGGCGGUAUAUUCGAGAGGCGACUCAUCGAGAAGUUCAUCUCGGAGCAUGGGAUUGACCCCCUCAACAACAAAGAUCUCUCUAUAGACCAACUCAUUGACAUCAAGGUUGCUCCAGUUGUGAAGCCAAAGCCACCAAGUGCCACCAGCAUACCUGCCAUCUUGAAAGCCUUGCAGGACGAAUGGGACAGCGUCAUGCUGCACUCCUUUUCCCUCCGCCAGCAGCUGCACACUGCCAAACAAGAACUAAGUCACGCACUGUACCAGCACGAUGCGGCGACGCGAGUCAUCGCUCGUCUCACAAAGGAAGUGACGGCUGCAAGAGAGGCUCUUGCCACCCUCAAGCCUCAGGCUGGCAUUCAGCCCCAGACACCUACACAUGGCGUGGCGACGGGAGAGGCUGGAGGCACGGCAGACACGCCUUCACACACGCCAUCACACGCCGCACCUGCUGCUCCUGAGGCUGCUCCUGCUCCUGCCACUACUGGUCUGAGCGAGGCUGUGGUAGCACGGCUACAGAGCACCGCCACCACCCUCACGCAGGAGCGCAAGAGGCGCGGUCGCUCCGUGCCUGAAGGCCUCACUCCUCCUGAACAAAUUCGCGCCUUCUCUACUCUUGCUUCUCAUCCGGGUCUGCACAGCGCCAGUGUGCCCGGCAUCUUGUCCCUGGACGUGCACCAGAAGGACACCAGCAAGGUCGUCACUGGCGGCGCGGAUAAGAAUGCCACCGUCUUCAACAAGGAUACUGAACAGGUGGUAGCCAUCUUGAAGGGCCACAACAAGAAGGUGACGUGCGUCGUCUACCAUCCCACGGAGGACACUGUCAUCACCGCGUCGCCAGACACGCAGAUUCGCGUAUGGAACGUGGGCACCAGCCAGACGCUGCAGCUGAUCUCUGCUCACGACGGCCCCGUGACAGGCCUCUCUCUGCACGCCACGGGCGACUACCUCCUCUCCGCGUCACUGGACCACCACUGGGCCUUCUCUGACAUCCGUACGGGCAGGGUCCUCUGCAAGGUGAGCGACCAGAGCAACAGCUCGGCUCUGACGGCCGCUCAGUUCCACCCUGACGGUCUUAUUUUAGGCACCGGAACCCAGGACGCCACCAUCAAAAUCUGGGACUUGAAGGAAAGAAGCAACGUCGCCAAUUUCCCUGGCCACAGUGGUCCGAUCUCAUCGAUUGCGUUCUCCGAGAACGGCUACUAUCUGGCCACGGCCGCUGAGGACUCAACUGUCAGGCUCUGGGAUCUGCGCAAGUUGCGCAACUUCAAAACCCUGCAGUUGGAUGAAGGAUACGAGGUUACAGACCUCUGCUUCGACCGCUCCGGCACCUACCUUGCCGUGGCGGGAACUGAUGUCAGGGUGUACCUGUGCAAGCAGUGGACGGAGCUGCGCGUCUUCACAGACCACACCGCCCUUGCCACGGGCGUCCGCUUCUCCGCUGACGCUGCCAGCCUUGCCUCCACUUCCAUGGACCGAACCCUUAAGAUCUACGGCUCAUAAUCGCUUCAUUCUGAAUAUUUAUUCAGUAUUUAUGAUCGUAAUAACCACUAUACUGAGUAGUCAAAUGUACCCUCAUAAUGCUUUGUAAUUUAGAGUAAUGAGUUUCAAUCCAUAUAGACUUGCUUUCAUUUAGAAGAAUUUCAAUGCAAUUUUUAUAGUCAAACCAUUGAUACUAGAGUGAAAAUUGCCCUCAAAUAGAUCCGUAGAAUAUGGACAGAUUUUUAGGAUAAUUCCGGAAUUUAUGACCUUACACUCCUCUAUUGUCAUUGUAAUCAUUUUAAUUUCUGAUGCGUUUCAAGUUUCCAUAAAUAAGGUUAUCAAUAAAAGUGAAUAUUAAACAUUUC
Hyalella azteca is the source of this 2063-nucleotide messenger RNA. RefSeq names its product pre-mRNA-processing factor 19 (gene Prp19). Gene Ontology annotation, molecular function: protein binding; ubiquitin protein ligase activity. Gene Ontology annotation, cellular component: U2-type catalytic step 1 spliceosome; cytoplasm; Prp19 complex. The transcript has 12 exons. Lineage: Eukaryota; Metazoa; Arthropoda; Malacostraca; Amphipoda; Hyalellidae. The coding region runs from base 157 to 1719 and encodes 520 amino acids. Gene Ontology annotation, biological process: protein ubiquitination; mRNA splicing, via spliceosome; DNA repair. The record is from RefSeq and is a predicted model, not a curated record.